This is a messenger RNA of Ostrea edulis (European flat oyster), 2867 nucleotides long. RefSeq names its product monocarboxylate transporter 14-like. Lineage: Eukaryota; Metazoa; Mollusca; Bivalvia; Ostreida; Ostreidae. Gene Ontology annotation, biological process: transmembrane transport; monocarboxylic acid transport. The transcript is spliced from 7 exons. Bases 1249 to 2742 code for a protein of 497 amino acids. Gene Ontology annotation, molecular function: monocarboxylic acid transmembrane transporter activity. The record is from RefSeq and is a predicted model, not a curated record.
ACAAGUUCGUUCGUCUAGCAUUGAAAGAACGUUACAUCAGUUUCUCACGCGUCCCUCGUUCGUUUAACCCGGUAUAUGUCCGUUAUUCAGACGGUAAUGUUCGUGAAUAGAGCCCUCGGGAAUACGAUCAUUAUUGGUCGUAAAUCGCAACUUCUGGUAAAACGGUCGUACGUGCUACGUCACAAUUACGUCUACGUUUAUGAUCUACGACUGGUUAGUGAAACGGCCACCUGGGGUCCUUUGGAUCUCAUUGCAUCCGGCCGUAGGAUUGCUUUAAUUUUCUUUGAUGCAUGGGCCAUUACAAGGAAAACGUAUUUAAAACUUCAUUUGCGCUUUGAAUUUCCUUUCAGUUGUUUUCUACGUCAGGUAUAAGUUGUGUUACCAGAUGACGUGUAAAGGACGUUUUUAAAUCAUACAUUUGAAUGUAUUUGUCAUCAUGGAGUUCUUUUCACAUUAAUUGAAUUUUAUCCUUAUCAUAUACUGAAUUGAGGUGGUGAUUACGUCUAAUAAAAUCAACUGCAAUUUAGAAUAUAGAUGUACAAAUAAGGCGAAACCACAGAAGUUUUAUUGUUGCGCUGAUUGUGGACAUAUCUCAGAAUAGCUAUCAGCAAAAUUUACUUGCAACACAAAUUGUUGCCUGAGCAUCUAAUACAGACCUUUAAAUACUAGUAUAUGCAUUGUAUACGGUCACGGAUCUUUGCAUUUUUAUUUUCCGCUCAUGCAUGGACAACUAUGGAUUAUUUCAUUUAAUACCGGUAACUGCUAGAACAUGUUAGAGCCAUUCGGACACUUUUAUCGAAAGAAGGUUGUGUUUUGUCUUUCUUUUAACCCUUGUGAGAAAAAACUGGCUUCUGUAACGUCGUAGUAAGAUUUCUGUCGUAACUGGUUGCAUCAGAUGAUUGUACGUAGCGACGUAAAAGGUGAUAUACAAAGAAACUGACCACCCUAUCCUAUUCAUAUUGUCAUUCAGCCGUGUGCAUUAUUGAACAUCUGUGAAUUUAGUUCGUUUGCCUGUUGAUCGCCAAAGUUUACCUGUAUACCUUAUUUUCUUGUGAGCAUGCCGCUGCACAUAGACUAGCAACUUCAAGAUUAAGGAGGCUUGUUUGAUGUUCUUUACCUGGUCACCCUCCCACUGCGCCAGUUGGAAGACAACAAUGUCAGAGAAAGAAUAUUCUAAGGAGAAUAAAUUGACUUCAUCAUUUGGAUAAAUCAUAUUCCACUUCCCAAUAUGAUCCACAUCUUCUGUUAAUGAUGGCGGAAUAUUAUACACUGCCCGACCAAGGUUGGUCAUGGAUUGUGCUUCUGGCGUCCUUUGGAUCUCACUGCAUCCAUGGUUUCUUCCUGACGGCCGUAGGGUUGCUUCAACUUUCUCUACUGGACCAUUACAAGGAAAACGUAUUUAAAACUUCACUUGCCCUUUCGAUUUUCCUUGGAUUGUUUUCUACAUCGGGAAUACUGGCAAGUGUAAUAGUCAACAGGUGGAGUUGUCGAGUAUCCAUAAUGACAGGUGGACUCAUCGUGUCAAUAAGCCACGUUGUGACAGCUUUCAUACCGAACAUUACACUGGUCAUCAUCUCGCUGGGGAUAUUUGGCGGGAUUGGGAUAGGAAUGUGCUACGCGUCAUCCCUUGUUGUUGUUGGGUACAACUUUGAGAAGAAAAGAAAUAUUGCCAGCGGAUUAGCUGUCUCGGGGGCUGGUAUUGGGGCCUUUGCUUUAGCACCGUUAAUGCAAACAGCUAGUGACUAUUUCGGAUAUCAUGGAUUAUGGCUGAUGUGCGCAGGCCUGACUUUACAAUAUUGCUUGUUUGGUAGUUUGUGUUUUCCUUCAAAACUGGAAUUCGAUCGAAGAAUAGAACUAAAAAAUCUAACGAGGUCAGCGUCUGACAGUGACGUUAAUCGUAAACACAAAUUGAAAAGAUUGAGAGAAAUAUUUCGUGUUUCAUCACAAAGAACACUAAUUUGUGUUUACUUGUCCAUGCUUCUUUGUAACUUAGGAAUUUAUCUCCUAUUCCUCCAUUUCGGAAGUUAUGUGACUUCAGUUGGAUUCAGCAAGUUAGACGCAGCUUUUCUGUAUUCUAUAUGUGGAAUCUGUAAUUGCAUAUCUCGUAUUUUAGUUGGUUCUGCUGCCAAUGCCAGCAAUAUUGAUGAAUUCAUAAUGUUUGGAGGAACGUUUAGUCUAGCUGGAAUAUCAACGGCUCUCUUUCCAUUGUACGGACAGAGUUACAGUGGUCAAGUAAUUUAUAUGGUGAUGCUAGGAAUGUAUUCUGGUUGUUGCUAUGCCUUGCUGAACUCGAUAUGUGUUAAUCUUGCUGGAAUCGAACAUCUUGCAACAGUGUACGGCUUCAUUUUAUUUUUUACCGGAAUGGGUUGCUUUGUAGGACCUUUGCUUGGAGGCAUGAUUGUUGACUAUGGAGGAACUUAUGGACAAUCAAUAGCAGUGGCAGGUAUAUUAAUUUUUGUUGGUUCUCUGUUUGCUUGGGCCUCAGGAGCCGGUGAACGUCGUGGUUCCCACACCAAGGACACAGAAAAGACAAUACCUGAUCAGGAAAAUAAAUGUAGUAUCUUAGGUACAGAAAAAGAAGAACACUUAUUCAGAAACAAGAACACAGAUUACGUAAAAACUAAAACCGUUGACAGAGAUCAAGAAUUCCAAUGUUACGGUAGCGAGAAGCCCAACACGGAAGUUUCAGAAAUGGAAAAUCUCAGGAAAGUGACAGAAUUAGAAAUGCAUUCUUUAUUAUGAAAUACUAUUUGAUUGAUAUAGUUACAUGUUUUGAAAUAAAGAAUAUUCCUAAUUAUAAAACGAUAAAAUUUGCGAAUAUUUCGACAGUUUUGCAAAUAUUUAAAUAAACUGAAUGGCAAAAUUUA